AUGAGUGGCUGCUUCUCACUGCAGAUCAAUCUGGACAGCACCAUGAAGGUCGUUAGCAGGAGAUCCAUUUCGGUGGCUUACGGGGAGCCCGUCCACCCCAUCAUGCAGUUCGACCCGUCUGAUUCCACCUACCUCUAUCUGAUGACCUCCUACCAGAUGACGCGGGUGAAGGUGGCUGCCUGCAACCAGUACUCGACGUGCACGGAGUGCCUGGCCGCUGCUGAUGCUUACUGCGGGUGGUGCACGAUGGAGACCAGGUGUUCCCUGCAGCAUGAGUGCAUGAACUUCACAGGGGCCAACUUCUGGGCGAGCGCAAGCGAAGGAGUGCAGCAGUGCCCUUCCAUGACCAUCCUGGAGCCCGAGAUUAACAUCGACAAAGAGAACCCGGUCCUGAUAAUACAAAUAAAUGGGACUAUCCCGAACCUGAACGGAACAAACAUUUCCUGUGACUAUGGAAGUAACAUCCACACGGUGGCCAGAGUUGCUGGAGAUGAUGUAAACCAGUUUAUUUAUUGCAAUUUACUUCCACGCGAGAGAUAUCCGACGUUUCCAGACGACCAAGACCACGUGGUUGUUGAAACUGCUCUCCGGGUCAACAGCAAAAACAUUAUCCGGGCCAAUUUCACCAUCUACGAUUGCAAAAGGACGGGGAACAUUUACCCGAAGAGAGCGUAAGUGAUCUGCCUCUCGGCCGGGUGGAGGUGUCACUGGUGCCCCUCCUCCUACGCCUGUGUCUCCAACCGUUCUCAGUGUGACGGCGCGCUGCGGAUGAAGAAGAAAAUCGACUGCCCGCGAAUCGUACCUGCCUCGCUGGACCCAAUGCCCACGGGGGUGUCCCGGGACAUCAUGAUCUCGCUGGCUAACACGACUUUCUCCAAGGAGACAGCUCUGGAGUGCCAUUUUGGGACAGACAGGACGUUUGAAGCCCGGUGGGUGAACUCCUCUGCCGUGGAGUGCGUACACGUGCUGCUCCACACAGCAGAAAAAAGCCAGCUCUUCCCAGUGAACCUUCAGCUGAAGGACAGACCAGACAGAUUUAUCGACAGUCCGGAGAUGAUGACAGUGGAGGUGUACAACUGCGCGACCGGGAGCGCCGACUGCUCCCAGUGCCUGGGGAGGGAGGACCUGGGGCACCGCUGCCUCUGGAGCGAGGGCAGCUCCAGCUGCAGGCUGCACAGCGAGCACCCCCACGCCUCGGACCUCUGCCCGGCUCCCGAGAUCAAGAAGAUCGAGCCGCUGCGUGGGCCGCUGGAGGGGGGCACCCUGCUGACCAUCCGCGGGAGGAACCUGGGCCGACGCUUCAGCGACGUCCUGGGUGCUGUCAGGAUAGGCAGCGUGCAGUGCACGCCGCUGCCCGACAGAUACCUCGUUUCCGAGGCGAUCGUGUGCCAGACCGGAGAGGCUGUGGAGGCGUUCUCUGACGUGGUGACAGUUAACGUGAGCCGGGAAGGGAGGUCCAGGGAGCGAUACUCCUACGUGCUUCCUGUGGUGCAGUCCAUAGCCCCCCUGAACGGCCCGAAGGCUGGAGGAACCAGAGUGACCAUCCGAGGCAGCAGGCUGGAUGUCGGCUCCGAGCUCCGCGUCCUCGUCAAUACCUCCAAGCAGUGCACGGACCUCAGCCGCAACGACAGCACCAUCACCUGCACCAUGCCAUCCGCGGAGCUCGCCACGGCCGUGCGAGUCUGCGUCCAGUUCGAGAACAAGUCUUGUGCCGGCUACAACAUCACAUUCAAGUAUGAGAAGAACCCGGUUAUAUCAGACAUCAACCCUAAAAAGAGCCAGCUCAGCGGGGGCAGGAUCAUCACCCUGGAAGGAAGAGGCUUUGAGCUGGUCCAGAACGUGUCCAUGGUGGUCCGUGGCAUCGGCAGAGAGCAGACGAGCUGUAAGGUUCACACCGACAGCGCCAUCACCUGCCCCUCUCCAGCUGCCUCCAACGUCACCGCAGGGAGCAAGCCUGCACCCGUCGAUUUCUAUCUCAACGGUCGCCUCUAUGCUGACGACCGUCCGGCUCUGGACGAGGAGAUGUACCCCGAGGAGGCCUUGCACAUCAGCAAGUUCAGCAUGGAGUACUAUGCCGACCCCCAGUUCUUCACAGCCAAGAAGGAGAAAUGGAUCAAGCACCACCCCGGCGAGCCCUUAACUCUGGUUAUACACAAAGAGCCUGACAGCCUGGGCCUGGAGAGCAAUGAGUACCAAGUGAAAAUUGGCCUUAUCUCCUGCGAGAUCCAGAUUGUUUCAGACAAAGUCAUCCACUGCUCCGUCAAUGAGUCGCUGAGCACCUCGGAAAGGCAGUUACCGGUGACGAUCCAAGUUGGGAAGUUCAACUACACGGUUGCGAUGCUUCACCUUGGGGGAGGAGAGACUGCAAUCAUCGUUUCCAUUGUCAUCUGCAGCAUCCUGCUGGUCCUCUCUGUCGUCGCACUCUUUGUGUUCUGCACAAAGAGCCGCAGAGCGGAGCGCUACUGGCAGAAAACCCUGCUCCAGAUGGAGGAGAUGGAGUCGCAGAUCCGGGAGGAAAUCCGCAAAGGUUUCGCGGAACUGCAGACAGACAUGACAGACCUGACCAAGGAGUUAAACCGCAGCCAGGGGAUCCCCUUCCUGGAGUACAAGCACUUUGUCACCCGGACGUUCUUCCCCAAAUGUUCCUCACUCUACGAGGAGUGCUACGUCCUGCCGUCCCAGCAGCUCAGCUCCCAGGUGGGCUCCCAGGUCCAGGAAACUCAUCCGCUCCUUGUGGGGGAAUGGAAAAUCCCCGAGAGCUGCAGACCCAAUAUGGAAGAAGGAAUCUCUCUGUUCUCUACCUUACUCAACAACAAGCACUUUCUCAUUGUGUUUGUCCACGCUCUCGAGCAGCAGAAGGACUUUGCUGUUAGAGACAGAUGUAACCUGGCCUCCCUGCUUACUAUUGCGCUGCAUGGGAAACUGGAGUAUUACACCAGCAUCAUGAAGGACCUCUUGGUGGAUCUAAUAGAUGCUUCGGCUUCCAAAAACCCCAAGCUGAUGCUGAGGAGAACGGAAUCUGUGGUGGAGAAGAUGCUCACCAACUGGAUGUCCAUCUGCAUGUACAGCUAUCUCCGAAACCUCAACGUCUCCUUCCAAGGCUGCGGGAUGGACUCCCUGAGCGUCAGGGCCAUGGACACAGACACACUCAGCCAAGUGAAGGAGAAGAUUCUGGAGGCCUUCUGCAAGAACGUCCCCUACUCCCAGUGGCCGAGGGUGGAAGACGUCGACCUCGGGUCCUGGGCCUUGGCAGCGGGGCUGUGCAGCCCCCAAGUGCUGCGGGACGGCCCCCCGAGGCUCGACGACACCUCGGUGGUGGAGGACGGCAGGAAGAAACUCAACACAUUGGCACAUUACAAGAUCCCCGAAGGGGCGUCGCUGGCCAUGAGUUUGUCGGACAAGAAGGACACCACGCUGAGCAGAGUGAAGGAUUUGGACACGGAGAAGUACUUCCACUUGGUUCUCCCCACGGAUGAGUCCGUGGAACACAAGAAGUCCCACAGGCAGAGCCACAGGAAGAAAGUCCUGCCAGAGAUCUACCUGACCCGGCUGCUCUCCACAAAGGGCACGCUGCAGAAGUUCCUGGACGACUUGUUCAAAGCCAUCCUCAGUAUCCGAGAUGACAAACCACCCGUGGCCGUGAAGUAUUUCUUUGACUUCCUAGAGGAGCAGGCAGAGAAAAGAGGGAUCACGGACCCUGACACGAUGCACAUCUGGAAGACCAACAGCUUGCCUCUGAGGUUUUGGGUCAACAUCCUGAAGAACCCCCAGUUCGUCUUCGACAUCGACAAGACCGACCACAUCGACGCCUGCCUCUCUGUGAUAGCCCAGGCCUUCAUUGACGCCUGCUCCCUCUCCGACCUGCAGCUGGGCAAGGACUCCCCGACCAACAAACUCCUGUACGCCAAGGAGAUCCCCGAGUACAGGAAGAUAGUGCAGCGAUACUACAAGCAAAUCCACGACAUGCCCCCGCUCAGCGAGCAGGAGAUGAACGCCCACCUCGCCGAGGAGUCGCGGAAAUACCGUAAUGAAUUCAACACCAACGUCGCCAUGGCUGAGAUAUACAAAUACGCCAAGAGAUAUCGCUCCCAGGUAAGUGGCCCCAGCGGCACUCGGGCCCCAGCGUGCCCACGGAGGGACAGCAAGCACUGCGUCGUAACCAAGCGCCGCAGGCACGCCGUGCAGCCACCGCGGAGCACCUCCGCCAGGGUCAUGCUCAAACCAGCCUCGCGGUGGGGUGGGCCUGGCCCGCGGCUGAAGGGCUCCCUCGCCUAA
Messenger RNA from Egretta garzetta (little egret), 4275 nucleotides. It is a transcript of the gene PLXND1, whose product is annotated as plexin D1. Gene Ontology annotation, molecular function: protein binding; semaphorin receptor activity. Lineage: Eukaryota; Metazoa; Chordata; Aves; Pelecaniformes; Ardeidae. The transcript has 33 exons. Gene Ontology annotation, cellular component: semaphorin receptor complex. Gene Ontology annotation, biological process: negative regulation of cell adhesion; endothelial cell migration; positive regulation of axonogenesis. The record is from RefSeq and is a predicted model, not a curated record.